AGUUUCCGGUGACAAGGUCGGCGUACGUCCUGCAGCGGGCGGCGGGCUCAUGGCUUUCCUCCUUCGAGCCGUGCCGAGGCUGCAGGGGCCCACUGCAUGGAGGAGGCCUCUACAGGGACUGUGGUGCUGCCCUGGGCAGGGGGAUUCCAAAAGGUGGGUAGGGAGCAGGUCUCCCCACUCACAGGAGAAGUCACCAGGCCCCGAGACCGAAACAUUCCAUACGAUCUACCGAUUCCGAGCCAUCCGAGCAAUUGGAUUCCUCUCUCGGCUGAAGUUGGCACAGACAGCUGUGACUGUGGUGGCCCUGCCCCCGGGCUUCUACUGCUACUCACAAGGCCUCAUGACCCUCAGUUCACUGUGCCUUAUGAGUGGGGUCGCCAGCUUUGCCCUGGCCAUGCUCUGUUGGAUGAGUCACUUCUUCCGGAGACUGGUGGGCAUCCUGUAUGUGAAUGAGUCAGGUACCCUGCUUCGAGUGGCCCACCUGACCUUCUGGGGCAGGCGGCAGGACACGUACUGUGCCGUGUCAGACAUGUUACCCCUGUCAGAAUCCCAGGAACGGGUUCAGGAUGUGUUUGUGCGCAUCCAGCAGUACAGUGGCAAGCAGACCUUCUACCUCAGCUUACGAUAUGGCCGAAUCCUGGACAGGGAACGUUUCUCACAAGUGUUUGGAACCCCGGCCACACCGAAGAACAGCAAGUAGGCCUCUGGUAGCCCUGGCUACACUUGGAUUUUAGACAGAAGGCCAAGGACAUGGAUGAGACAAAAGCUAAUACCGGGGACUCGGCUGGUGCUCACUUUGUAGACAACUUGUUUAGUGUGCAGGAUGUGAAGCCCUGGGUUCGGCCCCUAGCACUACAUAGAACCAGGCAUGGCUUUGCCUGCCUAUACUCAGAACUGGUGACACAGGCAGGUGGAGAAAAAGUUCAGGGUUGUUUUGGGCCAAAAAGGAAGGUAUUAACCAACUUUAGGAAAAAGCCCUUAGUGGAACAUUAUACAUCAUAUAGUGGACAUCCCAUCAUAUAGUGGCCAGAAGUUUCUAUGAACAGGCAGUUCCUGGAGGAGUACUAUGCCAAGAUAACCAAGGCAGUCCGCUGCUGUGAAGCUGGAAGGCAGGAAGGUUGGCAGAGGAGCACAGGAUGUGGAGUCUGGGGACUUGGGUUCUGCUGAGCCUUAGUUCCUUGACCUGGGGCAAGGUAUUGAGUUUCUGAACCUUGAAUUGCAUUGUGAGAUGGAAGACCCUUCUCAUGGGCACGGGUAUGAAAAUAAGAAUAACGACUGGGGCUUUUGGCAGAGCUCUUGCCUAGCAUGUAUAAGGUCCCAAGUUCCAUGCCCAGCACCACAGAACAGGCAAAACCAGUGAAUACUGAGUGCUGUGUAAGGUACACAGCCCAGAGCUUACAACAUAGAGCAAGGCUUCCAGGCUGCCAGUGGGGCCCAGCUCAUGCUCACCAGCUGGAUGCCAUGGCUAAAGCCCAGAGUGGACUUAUUUUUCCCAUCAGCAAGUCACUGCACACCAACAGAGGUAGGGACAGCACCCCUAAGACUAUGUUGAUCCCCAGGAGGUCCAGGGGUGCUCACACUUGGGAGUUUUGUAGUGUCAUCACAGCAGAGGAACUCUGUCAAACAAAAAUUCAUCAUCUGAAGGACAGUGCGUAUGCUGCUUUUCAUAAUAACAAAUACAUGCCUAUUAGGUAGCUGUACCUGCAUUGAAAGGAAAGCAGUCAUGAUCUUUGUAAUUUGCUUUGUAGCUUUCUAGUUUUCCUUCCUUUAAGCAUUUUUCUCUUAUUUGUGUGUGUACCACUGUGCAUAUAAGGAGAUUGGAGGACAACUUUUCCAAGUUGCUUUCCUUUUAGCAUUUGGGUCUUGUGGGUUAAAUUCAGGUUGUCAGGCUCGAUGGCAAGCACCUGCACCCACUGAGCCAUCCUGCCGGUCUUCUUUAAGCAGAGCACGAACACAGGUAACAUUAGACUAGACGUGCCAAAGUGUGUGUUGAGGGGUUCCACCACAGGCCUACACAAAGAGCUACAGGCGACACAGGAACUCUGAGAGCAGCAGUAGUCAGGGAAUGGCACACCCAAUGUGACAUGGGCGGCCCCGAAAACUGGCACAUGCAAGCACAGAGUGAGCCGGAUGCAUGGGUACACAAAUACUAAGGAAAAACAGGCUAUGCAUUUGAAAGGGCAAGGGAGGAUAUAUGAAGGUUUGGAGGGCGGAAAGGGAAGGGGGAAGUACAUGUAAUUCUAUUAUCUCAAACGGCCCUUAAAAUGUGCAUAUCAGAUCAUAACCAUUUUCAGUGCCCUGGACAUGUAGCACAUCCUUGUGUUGCAUAGGCAUUGAUUGCUGCUGGCUAAUUCCAGUACUUCACAGUCCCAGAUACGAUGUAGGCACUCAGGCCAUAGCUGUCCCUGCCUUCGUCCUCUCUCCACCUCUGCCUGUUUGUAGGUGGCAGCUAAUCUGUCUGAAUUUGUUAUUCUGACAUCCGUGAAGGGGAUCAUGAUGUGUUUCCUCCUGUGCGUUUCCAGUGUUAACUUGCUGGUGGUCAGAGCUUAAUCCACUUGAGUCAAUGAAAGUGUCUGUGGGUUUGUUCUUUGUGACUUGACCCUCGGGUGCACUUGAAUGUGAAUGUAUGUGUAUGUUUACCAACUCAGCAGGUCAGUGGACAUCAUGGGCUGUCUCCUCCAUCCCCUCCUCGAUGUGUGAGUAACACUGAAGUAAACAAGGGCUUGUUUGUGUCCUGCUGUGGAUAGAGAAGGAAGUAAAGAAACUAAACUUAGGAGCUAGUAGGUCCUAGUGUCCUCUGGAGCCGUGCUUCAGCUACCUAACUUCACAGUAGGUCCCAUCUAGGAUUCUUUUUAGCUUGUUUUUUUUUCUGAGGUACUUAAAAAAAAAGCAUGUAUUUUUAUGUAUAUGGGUGUUUUUCUACUUAUAGAGUCUGCACAUCAGAAGAGGGUGUCGGUUCACAUUACGACAAUUGUGAGCCACCACGAAUGCUAGGAAUUAAACUCAGGACCUGGGGAAGAACAGCCUGCUCUUAGCUGCUGAGCCAUCUCUCCAGCCUAGUAGUUUUUACUUUUUUGGACUGUAUCUCCUUAUUUUACUCCUGGCUAUCCUGGAGCUUGCUAUAUGUAGACUAGGCUGGCCCUGAACUAAGAAAUCCUCUAGCCUUUGCCUCCUGAGUGUUGGGAUUAAAUAAAGAGGUAUGCACCACAAUUCCGGUUUUUUGUUUUUUUUUGUUUUUUUUUUUUUAAGACAACCUCUCACUAUGAAGACCAAGCUGGCCUGCUGAACUCAAGAGAUACAGAGAUCCACUUGCUCUGCCUCUUGAGUGUGCACCACCAUGUCAGGCCACAAUCUCAUGUGGCUUGUUUGCUGGCUUGAUUUUUUUGAGACGGCUUCUCUGUGUAACCCUGGCUAUCCUGGAACUCACUCUGUAGAUUCAAACUCCUCAUUCAAUCCGCCUGCCUCUGCCUCCCAAGUGCUGGGAUUAAUGGCACAUUCUACCACCACACAGCUAGCUGUUUUGUAGGGCCUUUUUUGUCUCAGCGUUUUGAGGCAGACUCAUACUGUAAUUCUAAUUCUAGGAUUUGGGAAGCAGAGGCAGGGGGAGCACUGCCAAUCUGAGGCCCAGUUUACAUAGUACCAGGGUUGCAUAGAACCUGUCUGAAAAAAAGCCUUCAGCCUCGCCACAACUGGAGCACUGGGAUUCUCUUACUGUUGCCCUGUCCACCUAGAUGUGAGCAAGCUUACACCAUAGCUGCAAGUGCCCCUGGCCUCCAAGCCUUUCCCGCUGUGAUGACCGUGAAGUGAUGUAGGGAGUGGAUGCACUGGACCAUGAGAGCACAGCCAUGUGUGUAGGAUGUCAGCGAUGAAGGACACCUGAAUGUUUUGGACCUACUUUACCAACAAAGAUCCUCUUAGCCUUAAAGGAUUAUGUGAGUAAUAAACUUGGGGGUAGGAGGCGCCAAAAGCCUCAGUGGAUAAAGAUGCUUAGCAUUAUCCCUGACAGCCUGAAUUUGAUCCAAGGACCCAUACAGUGUCAGGAGAGAACUGACUCCUUUGGGCUGUCCUCUGACCUCCCCACGUACACUGUGUCAUGCACACAGACGUCUCUCCACAUAAUAAACAAAAACUGAGAAGUCCUUUAUGGUUUUGUUUUGCUUGAGAGAGGGUCUUUUGAAUUUUAUAGCCCAGGCUAAACUCUAGCUUGCUGCGUAGUUGAGAAUGACUUAGAAUUUGAUUCUACUGGGAUGUUAGAGGUAUGGCCUGAUUGCAGCCAGAGGGCCUCAAGCUAGUUUAGAAAUAUCAGCUUAAGGGCCUGGAGAUGAAGCUCAGUUGGUAGAGUGCUAAGUCCUGGUUUCAAUGUCAAGCACCACAUAAAUUGGUUGGCAGAUGCGUGUAAUCCUAGUGCUCGGGAGGCAUAGGCAGGAGGGUCAGGAGCCCUUGGCCUUUUAGUAAAUUUGUGGUCACUCUGGUCUAAAUUAGACUAUAUCUCAAAACAACAAACCAGUAAGUCUCUGGUUUUGAGUUUGCCUUUGGUUCACUUUUAUGAUGGUAAUACCUUCAAAACACUGCCCAGGCCCUUUCCUGGACCUCCCAUUGCCAGGUUCUCCAGUGACUGCAAUGAGGAGAGUCUGCACACUGCUUAACUAAAAGACUGCUAGGCCUGCAAGGGACAUGC
Messenger RNA from Mus pahari (shrew mouse), 4678 nucleotides. It is a transcript of the gene Tmem186, whose product is annotated as transmembrane protein 186. Lineage: Eukaryota; Metazoa; Chordata; Mammalia; Rodentia; Muridae. Gene Ontology annotation, cellular component: mitochondrion. The transcript is spliced from 2 exons. The coding region runs from base 50 to 700 and encodes 216 amino acids. The record is from RefSeq and is a predicted model, not a curated record.